This is a messenger RNA of Colletotrichum tamarilloi, 2829 nucleotides long. RefSeq lists its product as uncharacterized. Lineage: Eukaryota; Fungi; Ascomycota; Sordariomycetes; Glomerellales; Glomerellaceae. The record is from RefSeq and is a predicted model, not a curated record. The transcript is spliced from 2 exons. The coding region runs from base 1 to 2829 and encodes 942 amino acids.
AUGGUUGCCGAUGUAGCUGCGAUAGAGUUUGCAGGUCUGCUACUCCAAUUCGCACAAAUCAGCGUCACAUUAUUCCAUCAUGCUCGAGAAGGCUACAGCUCUGCCUCUGGUUCCACAGCUCGCGAUGAAAUCUUGACGGUACACGCAAGCCGAACAAGGGACCUAGCCAAGAGCAUUCUUGAGAAUGACGCGGGCUUGAAAGGUCGCUCAACUGAGCUCAGAGAAAUCACCCGGGCCUCUAAAAAGGCUGCGACGGAGUUGAUCGACUUGCUCGAUACCUUGAGGGUGAAGGUAGAACAUGGCAACAAAAUGUCCCGGAAGUGGAAAAGUUUUGAGCAAGCGUUACGACAUCUAGUGAAUGAAGGGAAGAUUCGCAGACUAGAAGAAAGGCUUGAGAGUCUCUGCAAAGAUUUACAAAUGUUUCUUGCUUUCGCUACCGAGAAAAGACAGGACGAAAUACAUGAAAUUGUCCAGAGUUUGAAAAACCAGAAUGAUAUCUUAGAGGCUAAAACAUUCGGAAAAUUGGAUGAAAUCGUUGAGGGGAUCGACAAAACUACGGAAGUCCUGUGCCAGGACUUGAGCAACACCUACUUCGCACAGAUUGAAGCGUAUCAAGAGGAAGUCAAUCGCUUCCAAGGAGAGGUUCUGCGAGUGAGAAGACAGCAUCAAAUUUUACAGAGUUUGAAGUUUGAUCAAAUCAAGACAAGACAAGCAGCGAUCAAGAAGAGUCACAGAAAUACGUUCAACUGGAUCUUCGAUGAGAAGAACACCACCUUCUCGCGAUGGCUGGAGUCCGAGAAUGGUUUUUAUUGGAUUCGAGGAAAGCCAGGGAGUGGAAAGUCUACUCUGAUGAAAUUUCUCGUUUCCCACCAGACAACCAAAUUGAAGUUACGAAAAUGGGGCAAUGGCUGUACAACUGUAAUGGCCGGCCACUACUUCUGGAAUGCAGGGAAUACCAUGCAAAAGUCUCAGCUUGGCCUUUUGCAAACCCUUCUCUAUGAGGUGUUGAAGGAGAUGCCAGAUCUGAUCGAGCAAGUUUGCAGGUCCCGCUGGUCCUGGCCAGAACCUACCCUUACGGACAUAUGGGACAAAGGUGAACUGCUCACAGCUUUCGACAUGCUCGCCAAACAAACGGAAAUAUCUGCUAAAUUCUGCUUCUUCAUCGACGGAUUAGAUGAGUACACGGAUCGAGCCAAGCGAUACGACGAAACCUUUGAGGAUCUCUUGGUAAUUCUGCAGACCUUUGCCGCCACGCCAGCCUUCAAAAUUUGUGCAUCAAGCCGACCUUGGCAAGCUUUCAUCACUGCAUUCGAUUGUAGCUCCUGGCAACUCAAGAUGGAAGAUAUGACCAAAGAAGACAUCAGCAAAUACGUCACUGACAACCUGCAUAACAACAAGAACUAUAUAGCUCUUGUUGAACAGGAUGACCAUUGCUCACUGGUAGCAAAAGUGAUCGUCACUAGGGCACAAGGUGUGUUUCUAUGGGUCUAUCUUGUGGUCCAAUCUUUGUUGAAUGGCCUGAUGAAUGGAGACGAUUUCAAAGAACUGCUACAGCGAUUGGACAUGAUACCGAACGACCUGAAACAAUACUUCCACCACAUGCUCGAAACGAUUGAACCGGUAUACUGGGAAAGCACCUCUCGUAUCUUCCGGGUCAUGAUUGAAUCCGGUCAGGCGUUGCCCCUCUUGGCUUUCAAGUUCCUCGACCAGGAGAUGGAAAAUCCACAAUAUGCUUUGGAUAUGAAGAUUGAGUCACACGUCGCGAAGGAAAUGAACUCGGUGUUCGAGCCGCUCAAGAAACGUCUAAAUGCGAGGGGCAAAGACUUGCUCUACAUCACAUUAUGUAGAGACAUGAAAUCGCCCUUGCAGCAUCAAGUCGACUUCCUACACAGAACUGUCAGAGACUUCUUCAUUGAUCAGCAGGUUAUCAACCAGAUGAUACGUACAAGAAAGACGCUAAGCUUCAGUCCCGCACUUUCGCUUUGCAGAAUAAUGCUGGGCCUGAGCAAGGCUGUUCCAUUUUCCACCUUGGAACCGGACUUAAACCAUGUUUUCCUGUUUUCCGAUUGUUUAAUGCGUUGUGCUUGUACGGUUCAAGAGGAAUACGAGACAUAUCGCGUCGCUUCGGACGAUCGGUUACACGAUGCUCAAAAUGAUUUGAACCAGACCUUUCGACUACUGGACGAACUGGAAAACACGAAUACGGCUCGCACUGGUGACCUCAGUGCUCACUGGACAAGUUUGAAAGAUAUUCCCAAGGGUGCCUUUCAGGAGCGCAAUCUGAAGAACUUCAUCGGAGCUGCGAUACAAAGUAGAUUGUCCCUGUACGUGAAACAGAAGAUCACACAGAAUAAAGGUCAAAUCCAGACCAAAAGGGGAAGACCGCUACUUGACUACGCCUUGCGGCCAACCAUGGUGACACCUUUACAGCUUCCCAAGCAGGAAGGUCCAGUCCUCGCGACUGUGCAAUUCCUCUUGGAGAAUGGAGCAGAUCCGAAUGAGAAGCUGGAAAUUUAUGGCGGAAAUACUCCGUGGAACUUGUUCCUUUCUGGUUGCUACGAGCAUAGUCUUGAGUCAGAUAAGUGCGACCUUGACAUAGACGAGAUUGCUGGUGCAAUGGAGGCAAUGCUUCUCCAUGGGGCAGACUCGGCGUGCAUGGUAACAGCUGACAGCGGCAAGCAGAUAAAUAUGUUGGAGAUUGCUAAACACAUGGAGCUGCCAGAGUGCCAGGUUCGUCGAAUUCGCAAGGUUAUGAGGGCGAAGGAGGCCAUCCAACAGCCAGGGUUACUUAGGAGACUCAGAACUCUGAUAUGGGGAGAGCUUAAAUAA